Messenger RNA from Macrosiphum euphorbiae (potato aphid), 381 nucleotides. NCBI's taxonomy places the organism in Eukaryota, Metazoa, Arthropoda, Insecta, Hemiptera, Aphididae. The record is from the annotation of a GenBank genome assembly.
AUGUGGCACAGUCAGCAAUCUCCACCCGCAGUGAUUUUGGCAACUGUUCAAAAAAACUGUUUUACUAUUCUUGUAUUUUUCAUGAUAUUUUUCUUUUCGUUGGUUGAUAGUGGAGCUUGGGUUAUUCCCUGUAUUCAUAUAAUUGUUAAACGUCAAAACAUAAAUAAUAAAGGAGGGAAAAUGGCCUUUGUCAAAUUUGCCGCGGAAACCCAAGAAGAACCCACGGAGAUUGCCGCUUUGUACGUAGAAACGCAUGAAGAUUGCCUCAUUUGCCACAGAAACGUAGAACAUGUAUUAUAUGGUAUUAUGAUUGGAGAUUGCUCUCUUUGCUGCGAUCAGCUAGUAUUAAAACGUUUUAUCUCGAUGGGCGAUUAUAUGUGA